ACUCUCGAGAAACGUUCUGCAUCCGUGUGUGUGUGGAUGUGAUGAUGAGCUGCGGCGUUGUGUUUUGAAGUUUAUUCUCACGUUGUACUCUCGAAGGAUCGAAAUCAGAGUUAUCGCUUGUGAAGGAGAGAAGCGCAAAUAAAACAAGAUGGUGUUGGCGGAUCUCGGACGGCGCAUCACCGGCGCUCUCCGGAACCUGUCGACUGCGACGGUCAUAAACCAAGAGGUUCUUGAUUCUAUGCUCAAGGAAAUAUGUGCUGCCUUAUUAGAGUCGGACAUAAACGUUCGCUUGGUGAAGCAACUUCGCGACAACGUCAGAGCUGCCAUAGACAUCGAAGAAAUGGCCGUCGGUCUGAAUCGGCGCAAAGUUGUGCAAUCAGCAGUAUUCAAGGAGUUGGUGAAGCUCGUGGAUCCCGGAGUGAAAGCCUGGACGCCCCAGAAGGGGCGCAGCAACACCAUAAUGUUCGUCGGUCUUCAAGGUUCCGGUAAAACUACAACGUGUACAAAAUUGGCGUAUCAUUACAUGAAAAAAGGUUGGAAAACAGCCCUCGUGUGCGCGGAUACGUUCCGUGCCGGUGCUUUCGAUCAACUUAAACAGAACGCAACAAAGGCUCGCAUUCCGUUCUAUGGUAGCUACACAGAAGUCGACCCGGUGGUCAUAGCCGCUGAAGGUGUAGCCAAGUUCAAAGCUGAGCACUUCGAGAUCAUCAUUGUCGAUACUUCGGGACGACAUAAGCAAGAAGAUUCGCUAUUCGAAGAAAUGCUCGAAGUGUCGAAUGCGGUGUCACCAGACAACGUAAUUUUCGUCAUGGAUGCUUCGAUCGGUCAAGCUUGUGAGCUCCAGGCAAGAGCCUUCAAGGAAAAAGUCGAUGUCGCUUCUGUCAUCAUCACCAAGCUGGACGGUCACGCGAAGGGAGGUGGUGCCCUCAGUGCGGUAGCUGCGACGAAAUCCCCAGUCAUUUUCAUCGGUACCGGGGAACACAUAGACGAUUUCGAGCCAUUCCGGGUGAAGCCUUUCAUCCAGAAACUCCUCGGCCUCGGAGACAUCGAGGGUUUGAUCGACAAAGUCAAUGAGCUCAAACUCGAUGAAAAUCACGAGCUGAUAGAGAAGCUCAAACAUGGAGAGUUCACGCUGAGGGACAUGUAUGAACAGUUCCAGAACAUCAUGAAGAUGGGUCCCUUCAACCAACUGAUGGGAAUGAUUCCAGGUUUCAGUGCCGAUUUCAUGACGAAGGGCAACGAGCAAGAGUCGAUGAGCCGAUUGAAGCGUCUCAUGACAAUUAUGGAUUCAAUGACUGACGAUGAGUUGGAUAACCGGGAGGGCGCCAGAAUGUUCGCGAAGCAGCAGACCAGAAUCACAAGGGUUGCUCGUGGAGCUGGAUGUACCACGUUUGAGGUCCACGAGCUGCUGAAUCAAUACACGAAGUUCGCAGGAAUGGUCAAGAAGAUGGGAGGCAUGAAAGGUCUCUUCAAAGGUAACGACCUCGCGAAAAAUGUCAACCCGGCUCAUAUGAACAAACUCAGCGCCGAGAUGGCCAAGAUGAUAGACCCGCGAGUGCUACAACAGAUGGGUGGCUUCUCGGGAAUCCAGAACAUGAUGAGGCAGAUGAAUGGCGGAAUGGGAAGAAGAGGCGGAGGAGGCUUCCCGAUGUAA
Galendromus occidentalis (western predatory mite) is the source of this 1654-nucleotide messenger RNA. It is a transcript of the gene Srp54k, whose product is annotated as signal recognition particle 54k. Gene Ontology annotation, cellular component: signal recognition particle, endoplasmic reticulum targeting; cytosol. NCBI's taxonomy places the organism in Eukaryota, Metazoa, Arthropoda, Arachnida, Mesostigmata, Phytoseiidae. The transcript has 7 exons. The record is from RefSeq and is a predicted model, not a curated record. Gene Ontology annotation, molecular function: GTPase activity; endoplasmic reticulum signal sequence receptor activity; GTP binding. Gene Ontology annotation, biological process: SRP-dependent cotranslational protein targeting to membrane; SRP-dependent cotranslational protein targeting to membrane, translocation. The coding region runs from base 149 to 1654 and encodes 501 amino acids.